AUGGGUUCUCCACCAGACUCGACUUCUUCCACUCAUGGUUACUAUCUGCGACUCGUUCUAGGUAUCUCAAGGCUGUUUAGCAAGAAAGGAGUUGUCAUCCUGCGAAAAGGUGGAGUCCUGAUUGCGGUUAAAAACAACUUGGUCUCAAUACCACGCCCUGAUCUUGACUCGGACUGCGAAAUCGUAUGGUGUGAGGUGCUCCUGGACAAAGAGACAAUCCUACUCGGCUCUUAUUAUCGUCAAGAAUCCUUAGGCAUGAUUUCCCUUGAUGCCCUGGAUAAUUCUCUGAGCAAAGUCACGAAAUUAGCUGGAAACCGUCAUGUUAUUCUCACCUGGGACUUCAAUUUACCAUCUAUAGACUGGGCCACGUCUAGUGUCCCCCCUGGUGCAAAAGAUGCAAACCUCUGCAGGCGUUUACUUGAUAUUGCUCAUGAUUUCAAUCUUGAGCAAUUGGUCCAUGAGCCUACAAGAUACGGCCCCACUUCUGCUAACACUCUGGAUCUGGUUUUUAUUUCUCAAAGCCUGACUUACUAUCUGACAUUAAAGUUCUACCUGGAUUGCUCCCAUCGUACUGUUCAACAGAAUUGGCAGGUGUUCAAGACCACAAUUCUGGCCCUGGCCAGAAAGCACUAUCCUGUAAAAUUGGUAAAGCCCCAGCAGAAAAAUCCAUGGUUUGACAGAACCUUAAGGCGCCUUACACGGAAGAAGCAGCGCCUCUUCAAACUUGCAAAGAAAGUCAAUACACCACAGGCUUGGUCAGCAUACCGUAAACACAGGAAGGUCACAACCCAGGCUAUAAACAAGACAAGAAAUAACUAUGUAUCUGGGCUGCUAGACGAGAACAUCCAUACUAAGCCUAAAAGGUUUUGGAACUACAUCAAGUCCAAACGCCAAGAUAGUGUUGGUAUCCCUGCACUGAAAGUCAACAACGUUAUCGUCUCAGAAUCUAAGGCCAAGGCAGAAGCUCUUAACAACUACUUCAAGUCUGUGUUUUGUAGGGAUUCACCAGAUAAUGCUUCUCCAAAUCUACCUCCCAAGGAUAACAUCACUCCCCUUGGGAAUAUAACUGUGACUGUUAACGGUGCUAUCAAGCUUAUUGAUAAGUUGAAACCAAAUAAGGCAUGUGGGCCAGACAAAGUAUCUGCACGGAUCCUGAAACUAGCACCAACUGAGGUUUCUGUUGUCUUACGGGAGAUUUUUCAACAGUCUCUGGACACGGGAGACAUCCCAGAUGACUGGAGGCAUGCCUUUGUAACCCCAAUCCAUAAGAAGGACUCAGGUCUCCGUCCGAAGUACGAAGUCGUGCACGUUCCCGUGCUGACGGCAAGUAGUGGGACACCUUACGAGACUACGGUGACGGAGAACAGCCAGACGUACCUCACAGGGCCAGCGAUACGACUACUGAACAAGAACAACAACUACGACACAGGCAACCCGUCGGUAUAUUUCCCGUUACUCCCUGUUAAGCAUUCGCAAGGCUAA
This is a messenger RNA of Nematostella vectensis (starlet sea anemone), 1482 nucleotides long. RefSeq lists its product as uncharacterized. The transcript has 4 exons. The record is from RefSeq and is a predicted model, not a curated record. Bases 1 to 1482 code for a protein of 493 amino acids. NCBI's taxonomy places the organism in Eukaryota, Metazoa, Cnidaria, Anthozoa, Actiniaria, Edwardsiidae. Gene Ontology annotation, molecular function: catalytic activity.